GGAUCGGAGUCGUUUCUGGAAAAAGCGGCGCGGCCCCGAAACCACAACAACGACCAUCAGUAACGGUGGUGGCACGACCGACAAUGGAAACCACGGCUAGUCCAGCAAAAGAUAAUUGCAGAAUGAAUCGUUAUAAGAAUAAAGCGUUAAAUCCUGAGGAAUUGCGUAGGAGAAGGGAGGAAGAAGGGAUUCAGCUAAGGAAACAAAAACGAGAGCAACAGCUAUUUAAAAGGAGAAAUGUGGAGCUUAUAAAUGAAGAAUCAGCCUUAUUUGAAAGCCCUCUCAUGGAUUCAUAUGUCAGUUCAACUGCAGCAGGGGAGGGUGUGAUCACAAGGGAAAUGGUACAGAUGCUUUUCUCUGAUGAUACUGAGCAGCAGCUAGCUACCACUCAAAAAUUUCGAAAAUUGCUUUCCAAAGAGCCAAAUCCUCCUAUAGAUGAAGUAAUCAACACAUCUGGUGUUGUAGAAAGAUUUGUGGAAUUCUUGAAAAGAAAUGAGAAUUGUACACUACAGUUUGAAGCAGCAUGGGCUUUGACAAACAUAGCUUCAGGUACAUCUCUCCAAACCAAAGUUGUAAUAGAAGCUGGUGCUGUACCAAUUUUCAUUGAGCUGUUAAACUCUGAAUUUGAGGAUGUACAAGAACAGGCUGUAUGGGCUUUGGGAAACAUUGCAGGUGAUAGUGCAGUAUGCAGGGACUUUGUCCUCCACUGUGCGAUUCUUCCACCAUUGUUACAGUUAUUAACAAAGCCUAAUAGGCUCACAAUGACAAGAAAUGCUGUUUGGGCACUGUCCAACUUAUGUAGAGGCAAAAAUCCACCUCCUGAUUUUGAGAAGGUAUCUCCCUGUCUACCUGUGUUGUCCAGGCUACUGUUCAGCAGUGAUCCUGACUUGCUUGCUGAUGCUUGCUGGGCAUUAUCUUACCUGUCCGAUGGACCCAAUGAAAAAAUUCAGGCUGUUAUUGACUCUGGGGUUUGUAGGCGAUUAGUGGAACUCUUAAUGCAUAAUGAUUAUAAAGUUGCAUCACCAGCAUUAAGAGCUGUGGGUAACAUAGUAACAGGUGAUGAUGUCCAGACGCAGGUCAUUUUAAAUUGUUCAGCCUUGCCAUGUCUUCUACAUUUAUUAAGUAGUCCUAAAGAAUCCAUAAGGAAGGAAGCCUGUUGGACUAUUUCAAACAUUACAGCUGGAAAUAGAGCACAGAUUCAGGCUGUAAUAGAUGCAAACAUCUUUCCAGUGCUGAUUGACCUUCUUCAGAAAGCAGAAUUUCGGACAAGAAAAGAGGCAGCAUGGGGUAUCACAAAUGCAACUUCUGGAGGAACGCCAGAACAAAUUAAGUAUCUAGUAAACCUGGGUUGUAUUAAGCCAUUGUGUGAUCUACUGACUGUGAUGGACUCAAAAAUAGUUCAAGUUGCCCUCAGUGGGCUGGAAAACAUCUUGAGACUUGGAGAGCAGGAGGCUAAACAGAAUGGAAGUGGAAUUAAUCCAUACUGUAGUCUUAUUGAAGAAGCUUAUGGUCUCGAUAAAAUUGAAUUUUUGCAAAGCCAUGAGAAUCAAGAAAUCUAUCAGAAGGCCUUUGAUCUCAUUGAGCAUUACUUUGGGGUGGAGGAAGAGGACAGUAAUAUUGCUCCACAAGUUGAUGAAACUGCCCAGCAAUUCCUCUUUCAGCAACAGGAAGCCCCAAUGGAGGGUUUCCAAUUGUAAAGUCUGCAAGAAUUAACAAACAACUACAUGCCCAACCCCACUGCCCCAUCCCAAACACACCUCCAGUUGAAAAAGAGUAACAGGAAACUUUACUGUUUUCAAACAUUUUCCCCCGAAAGGAAAAAAUAGUUUUGGUACAAGAAGGUUUGCUCUCUAUUUAAGUUUGAGUGGUAGAGUUGUGGACUAACUGUUGCACUUUCCCUUUAUGUUUGUUUGAUAUUACACCGGAACUCAAUAUUUUUCAAUUUGUGUGCUGUGGUGCACCUGUAAAAGGCAGUUCUCCCAGAAAUAAAGCUAGAGAAAAUUCCGUAUACGUUAAAUUUAAUUCUGAUAGAUUGAAAUAUCCAUGAAAUGCUUGCAAAUUGUUUUUUCCACAGAAGUGACAAAUUUUGCAGUGGGAAGUUUGAGUUAGCAGUCAAUUGAUGUAACUAAAUCCAGAAAAAGAUUGCUUGUGUAGAUAAUUGAGACAGCCCUCAGGGCAUAUCGCCAUUUAUGAAUGACUGCUAUUUUAUUCAGCAAUUUGAACAAUUAAUGGUCAAAUGUAUAAAUAUUGGAAACAAUUGUCUUUUGGGUGGAUUUGAAUCUGGAUUUAUUGAGUUAUGGGGUGGGUGGAGUGAGAAUGCUUAAAAUAUUUCAGUGAAUAUAUAGAAAAAUCUAUCUUUUCAGAGAUUUAGUCCUAAAAGUUUCAGCAGGUCUUAUAAUGAGCAAGCUGAGUUAUGCACUAAUUCUGAUUUCAGUAAAUUUGCAGUUCUAAUUAUUUGCUUGGUUGCAAUUAAUGUCAAUCAAGAGUAGAGCCAACGUUCUAAUUAGGAAUUUCAGAGUGUUGUAUUUUGAAAGCCAGGGAGCAUUCAGAAUUAGCACAAUCCUUAUUUGAAGAUCUUAAAUGUAUAUUUGCUACUAGUAGAACUGUUAAAUGUUGAAAAGCAGUCAAUUUUGUUUGAUUAUGGCUAAUUUAAAUAUUCAGAUUUGAUUUCUAUAUUUUCCUCUAGAAAGGAAGGGGAAAUUGUAAUUUUUGGUAAUAGUUUGGGAAACUUAGAAGACAGCUUGAUGCUAGCUGAUACAGAAUAUGGGGAGAAGUUAUAAGCUGUGUGCUGUGUUAAUGAUAAUUUAAGUGUCUGGCCUUCCCAGGUGUUUCUCACAGCAGCUAUUGAUCAUGUAUUAAUAUUAAAAAAACAGACUUGAUCUGUCUACAAAUUUGCGAAUAUUUAAUCUGUAAAUUGAAAUGCUGUACAAUGCAAAUCUGUAAACGUCAGUCAUUACUUAUUUCACGUGUUAUUUUGAAAUAUUAAAUGUAUUUGUCCCUUGCCAAGCAGCUGGAGUAAAACCAUUGAAACUAUAGUUGCUGAGCUGCCAAGUUUUAUAGCAUAAUUGGAUAGUGAUUCUCUAUCUGUAAACUUGUUCAAGUUUCAUCAGCAACUGCUUCUUGCACAUCUAAACUCCAUGUUUGUUUCCAGAAAAUCUGCUACUGAAACCAAUUCAGUUGGCUGUAAUUGUUCCCAACUUGUAAAUAGUUUAACUGGGAAAUCGAAUUUGAUUCAGAAUCUCACUAAUAUUUACAUUUACCUCCUUGCUGAAACAAUAGGAAAUUAUUUCUUUAGUGUUUGGUUAGGGUGCUGGCUGUCACUGUAAACCAAACCAGUUUGAUUUAGUUUCCAUUGUUUUGAAUCAAUUUGUAAUUGGUAAUAGAAGUACAAAACUCUAAAAUGAGAAUUGAGGCAUUUAUUGAAAUUGCAUUUGGUUGCAAAAUGACUUGGAGAAUAGAAUUACAUUGCUUCACCCUUUAGGAUGUAAAAUGCACUGAGGAUAGAGGAAACAAGCUUGCUAUAGAGAAAUAAUAAAGAAAACUGAACAAACUUGAAGCAAGUUUGCAGAUCCAAGCCAACUUUAUUAAGGAAAAGGAAACAAUUUUUGCUAUGAGCACUUUUAAAAUACUAUUGAUAACUUCGUGAUUUGGCAAGGGAACAGUUUGUCAUUACUUGCACAUAUUAUCACAUACAUACCAGCAUACUGUUCUACAUACUUAUAUGUCUACAAUUUUCAAGGAAAUGACUUCCAUAAUGAAUUCUGGUAUACAGAACUUUAUAAAAGGUUGGGUUAUACUCUAUGAGCAAAGAGACUGCAUUAAUUAGACAAACUGUGAAUAUUAAUUAUUGAAUCCUAUUAAACAUUGAAAAAGAAGCUAUUUUUCUCCACUUCUGCAAUUAGCCCUGCUUUGGGAUUGACAGAAAGAUCAUAGGACAGACAUUAUAGAUCUGUGAAGUAGAACCACUGUGAACUGAAUAAGACCAUUCAGUGAUUAUUAUUCUCCUCACUCUGAACUCGGGAUCUUUAUAACCUAACUUUGCUAUUAGUUUUGUUGCAAUUAAUAUCUUUGUUAUAAAAGUGAAUGCACUGAAUUAUUCUUGCCAAUUAAUUAAAAUGAGAUCAACCGAUUAUUUACAAUAAUUUAAUGUACAGAGAUUAGGGAGCUUCUUGUUUCAAGUGCAUAAAUUCAAUUUUGAGAGAGUUGGGCACUGGUAUUUGGUUUGGGUGGUGGAAUUUAUAGAAUGAACUGUAUAUAGUAAUUACUUUAUUUGGGGGGAAAGGUGGAGAGUUAAGUAACUUAAAAGAUUAGAGCAAUGGAUACUGCAGUGGAAAAAAUAUGUAUUAUUCACAUAACACCCCAAAAGGAUCUUAUUGAGAUAGUCCUAACUUUAUAAUCUAGCCAGCUCCAGUUCAGCUUAGUUUUACUUUUGUGUGUCUCUGACAGACCAGUGUGAUGCUGACUGACUGAAGAUGUGUGAUGUGAUGCAGAGCUUGAAUUAUACACUUGCCAUUGCUUGAAGGAAGACUAAGUUCUGUCUUUCUGCUGUAUACUUAGUCCAAAAGUAGGAAUGACCUCCAAACCAGAUUUUCUAAAGCUAUAUUCACUUACUCUAACAUUUUUGUAAUAUAAUUACUACUAGAAAUGAGCAAAUUUUUGG
Hemiscyllium ocellatum (epaulette shark) is the source of this 4660-nucleotide messenger RNA. Its product is annotated as importin subunit alpha-7. Lineage: Eukaryota; Metazoa; Chordata; Chondrichthyes; Orectolobiformes; Hemiscylliidae. The transcript has 14 exons. Bases 84 to 1697 code for a protein of 537 amino acids. The record is from RefSeq and is a predicted model, not a curated record. Gene Ontology annotation, molecular function: nuclear import signal receptor activity; protein binding. Gene Ontology annotation, cellular component: nucleoplasm; nucleus; cytoplasm. Gene Ontology annotation, biological process: NLS-bearing protein import into nucleus.